UUAGUGCAAAAAUCAUUUGGCGCGCAAUGGUUAAUGUUGCGAAAUAUAUCGUUUUGCUCGAGAAUUUAUCAUUUGCAAAUGCAUUGCCAAGCAAGCAACAAACGACGGCAACAGAAUUGCCAGCAAGUCUUGUGGCCAAUUUGAGGAUCUUGGAGAAAUAUGUGCCACAGGAUGUGGAACAACAGUUACAGCAAUUGUGGGAAGGACUGCAACUUACAGCUGACAAUGCGCCACAGAUAAAUACGAAUAAGACCAUUAAUUGUUAUAUAGUGCGACUGAUGCACGUGCUACAAUCGUUGAUGAACAACAUUAAUUUCAACAGUGAUGCCAAGGAGGACCUAAUAUCUGUGGCACAUCUCAAGCUGUGCAUUCAGGUGACACAGGAGCUAGCCUACUAUGCACUGCGCAUUCAACUGCACGAGGACUUCUAUAAAUCACCAGUGUUCCAGCAGGCACAAGCAGAGAAUCUUCUGCGUUGUGAUUCAUCGCUGCUUUUGUUAAGUGUUCAGUUUUUUGUGCACCCGCUGUGCAUACGUCAACUGCAUAUUGCCAAUGCCAUGGAACUGGUGCAACGUGAUCUGCUAGCAGCUAUUAUGAGUCUGCGCACGGAUGAGCAACUAAGCACCGAGCAGGAAGUCCAACUGAAUGGAGUACUCGCCUAUCUUUGGGAGAACGAAUCCAAGGCGGAUUACUUUCGGCAUGUGCUGCUGCUGAAGGCGACGCCGCAACUGGGCACUCCACUGUCCAAGCAGCUGCACCAGCAACUGCUAGGCAAACUAAGUUUGCCCCAUGGCUUUGCCAGCCUGUUGGCGGCGCUGACGUCUUCUUCCUCAAACUUGGACGCCACGCGCAGUGCCGAUAUCAUGGCCAAUAUUGUGGCACAACGUGGCUAUUCUGCCGGACUGCAGCUGCGUUUAGUUCACCAGAUCUUCGACUUUUGUCAACUGGCUCCAUUGCAUAGUCUGCCUGCUGGUGUGCUCAGCUUGCGACGUCUCUGCGAGCUGCGUGUGGAGAAUCGUGCAAGGAUUGAGCAGCUGCUAAUGUCACAUUGGCAACCGUUGACAUCGCCGCUAGAUCUGCUCAAUGGUCUAAUUGUGUGGGAGCAGGCGGAGCUGUGCGAGCGCCUGCAUCUCUUUCAGCAGCUCUUCUGCAGCUCGACCGUUGCCUGUUUGCCCAGCGAGCUGCUUGUACCUUUUAUGCCGCUCCUGUUGCAGCUGCAUCAGCAGCUGCCAGCGCAGCAGCUGCAGCAGCAGCGCCAGCAACUGGCAUCUCUCAUCGCACGUUGUUUGGAUAACAGGGAGCCCGUACAGGAGCUGCCGGCACUGCUGCUUCGUCUUUACAAAUGGGAUUUGCCAGCAUUUCAGGCGCUGCAUCCACGUCUCAAAAUUGUGCAGACAGAUCAAGUUAAGGUGCAAGUGGCUGCGGAGCAGCAGCAGCAGUUGGAUGAGAAGCAACCUGCAUGCAGCAUGUUGCCCACUUUACUCAUGGCUGGCAGCGAUCAAGCGCUCACCUGCAAAGUAUUUCUUUCGCUGCUUAGCCUCAUGCUCCAACAGCUGGCUGCAGCAAAAGAAACAUCCCAAAUUAGGACAGAUCUGCUUGCCAGCGAAACGGAACUCGCUGAGUUUUUGCAACGCAAUUAUCAGUUGAAGUUGCAGUUGCUUCUGGGACUCCAGCAGCUGAUUGGACAUGAGCCGCUCAAAGCACAGCUGGCGACGACGCAUAGCAAACAAUUUAUGCAAUUGCUCGCUGAAUUCCUGGCACAGUUGGAUGAGGAGCCGGAUCAGAUGCUGUUGCUUAUGUUGCUGCUUCUGCUGCAGGAGUUGCUCGAGCACAAUGAGCAGCUACAGCUGGCAGAAAGCACGCAACGCUUGAGGCAACCACUGCAACAGUUGCUGACCAAACAAACCGAUAAUCUUCUGCUGAGAAAUGCACUGCUGCCGUUGCUGGAACUGCUCAGAGGUCAGCUGUGCUCCGCUCCAGCGGCACUUGCCAGUUUUCAGCAGGCGCGUGAGCUCAUCGAGAAUCGGGAUCAGCCCCAUCUACAGGUUUAUGGCAUACAACUGAUGCUGGAUGCGUUGCACAAAAAGGAUCCCUCAUUUGUUUCCCAAGCACCACGUAUUAUGGCCUUGGCCUUGAGCACGCUGAGGAACAAGGAAUCCUACACGUUCCUCAAUUGUGUGCGUUUGUUUGCCGCCCUGGUGCACAUCCGUGAAUCGGAGGUGCUGGACACGCUCAGCGAUGAAUAUCUGGCGGAGACGGCCGAUCUUGACUAUCGUCUGGUUGUUGGUGAGGCCAUCAUGAAAGCAGCCCACGAAAUUGGUCCACUUUGCUAUCGCUAUAAGGCUGUGCUCUUCAAUUGUUUCCUGCACGGCGCACGGUCGCCGCUGAAUGAGUUUAGGAGUUCGGCGUAUGCGAAUCUGGCGCAGCUGUGCCGCCUGCUCACCUACCAGGUGCAUGGUUUCUUCCAGGAGCUGCUGCAGCUCAUCGACACGGAACUUAGCACCGGGAGCUAUGUGCCUGCCAAGCGUGGCGCUCUCUUGGUGCUCGCCGAGUUGCUGGCAGGCAUGGAGAGUCUACUUGACUACCAGGACAUGCUGUUGCCCAUUUAUAGGCUGCUGCGUGUUAUCGAAGCAGCCGAAGCGUGUGAUCCUCAAAUGCGUCAGCAUGCCGCCAAUGGAUUGAAGAUCAUCAAUGAGAAGUGUCGUCAAAUGUUGAGCAAUGUAGCUGCUGAUCAGCUGCCCAGGAAGAUUCAAGUGCUGGGCAUUAAGGAUAAGCGGAAAAAGGGCAAGCGGCACAUUUUGGAACUCAACUGAGUUUUACUGAUUCGACUGAUUGAUGUACACAUAAUUUAAUAAUCAAUACAAAUCUAUUUAUGUAUUGUUAUCUUUGUUCUAAUUGUCGCUCGUAAAUUAGAACUUAGGCGUGCUCCAAUUUGUAAAAGCGGAAAACUUUUACAUUUUUAAAAUGUAAAUAGCAAAAGUAAAUAUCAAAUUUCAUAUAUAAAAGCAAAAGUUAUGCACUUGAAAUUAUUUUAAGUCGGUUCUCUAUGAAUGCAAAGUAGCUCUUAAAUAUAUUUUAAAUAAAUAUUUUGUAAGCACAUCUCAAAUUGAAAUUUAAGGUACAAUUUGACAGCAAAACAAUUAUGUUUGUUUAUGUUCGUUUAGUCAAAAAUGAAAACGGAAUAGUUUUGCGCAAAUUGGAGUACUCCAUAAUGUUUUCAAAAGCGAAAUCUAAGAUUCAUAGAUGUUCUGUGCUUAAGCCAA
Molecule: messenger RNA, 3263 nt
Organism: Drosophila grimshawi
Lineage: Eukaryota; Metazoa; Arthropoda; Insecta; Diptera; Drosophilidae
Gene: Tango6
Product: transport and Golgi organization protein 6
Exons: 3
Coding region: 27-2813 (928 amino acids)
Biological process (GO): protein secretion
Source: RefSeq, a predicted model, not a curated record